Messenger RNA from Scleropages formosus (Asian bonytongue), 5861 nucleotides. It is a transcript of the gene usp19, whose product is annotated as ubiquitin specific peptidase 19. The transcript is spliced from 25 exons. NCBI's taxonomy places the organism in Eukaryota, Metazoa, Chordata, Actinopteri, Osteoglossiformes, Osteoglossidae. Bases 537 to 4865 code for a protein of 1442 amino acids. Gene Ontology annotation, molecular function: cysteine-type deubiquitinase activity. The record is from RefSeq and is a predicted model, not a curated record. Gene Ontology annotation, biological process: protein deubiquitination.
GGCAGCGCCGCUGUGUUGACUUCAGGAAGCACACUAGUGCGUUGGAGGGGGGUGGCCGACUGUAAUUGUCAACCCACUGUUUUUGUCCGCGCAGAAAUCGCGAGUCACUGCGUCCUGUAUGAUAGAGAAAGUAUAAAGGUUCGGAGUUUUCCUGCACUCAUACAUACUUCAGACAAGCUCGUUUAAGUUGUAUUGGACACUACCGCAGAAUGGGUCCUGGCUAGAAUAUUCUAGAAUCGCCGGAGUGCAGCGUUUCCUGUCUUAGCAGACAGGGGCGAACUGCGGCCCGCUCGAGGUGGCGAAGCCUCGGGCUGGAGUGACCGGCCAUACCGUUCUGCGCUCACAGGAGGAGGGCGCGCGACGCCGUAGCAGCAACAUCUCUGCCGUUAACUCCGCCCUUUCAUUUAGUUCUGGGAGAGUUCUGUCCUGCAAAAUUCGCCAAGAUAGCCGGACCGGGCAGAAAGCGCCACACUCCAGAACCGGACCCCAACAGUGACACCGGCGCCGGACAGCCCGUGAGCAGCAAGUGGCUGAAGAUGGCCAGCAGUGCAGAGGUGUCGGGUCGGCGCAGAGCCCCACGUGGCACAGAGGACAGUGCUAGCAAGAAGAAGCAGAAGGACAAGGCAAAUCAGGAAAGCAAGGAGGCGAAGCGCACAGCUGGUGAAGAGGCUAAGAAAGAUGUGCAAUUUGACUGGAGGCAGAACGCAAAUGAGGUCAUUGUGAAGCUGCGCUCAGGUGAUGGCAUCUUGAAAGCUGAGGAUGUGAACGCCGGCUUCUCUGACACUGCAUGUCAGGUUAGGUUUCCAGACGGACGGCAGUGGAGCUGUCACCUCCACGCAGAGAUUGAGGGGUCUUGCAGCAAAGUGCAAUACAAGGAGAAAGGCAGCUACCUUCAAUUGGUCAUGCCCAAGAAGAUUCCCUUUAACCCCUGGCCCUCCCUCAUGCAAAACAAAAAGGAGAAAGAGCCUGUGAACAUCCAGAUAGACAACAGCAUAAAAGAGCAACCGAGGAAGCUUGAACAAGUAGAGGAGAAAUUAGACCUGGCCCAAGUCCCUUCACAGCCGCAGCUGGUGACAGAACACGCACGUAGCAAACCAGACCGUGGCAUUAAGCGCACUAUAAAGAACAAACUGUCUGACCAGAAGCCAGAAUCUGUGACAAAGGGCCCAGAGAUUACAGCCCCUGCGGCAAAGGUGGACCACCCAGUUGAGCCCUGUGCAAAACGCACAAGUCGCACGCUGAGGAACUCUAAGGACACAGGACUCGGGCCGGUGAAGGAAGGCUCUACAAGGUCACCAGCCAACAGUAGGCCUGAAGGCCGCCAGUGCCUCAGUGCACCCCAGAGCCGAGACAGACGUGUCAGGCAGUUGAGCGGCAGCCAGGGAAAUUCAUCCACACAAUUGGAAGCUGUGGCUGAGCGUAAACAGGAGAAACCUCAGGCAGUACCCUUGGAUGUAGUGGCAGGAUGGUGCCCAAGCGUCCAGGACCACUCUGAGGCUGAGGUGUUGCCUCGUGCAGAGAACCGCCCUUGUGAGGGUUCCACCGAAGGCAAGGCAACAUCGUAUGCAGAGCUGCAAGGGGAAGAACCGUUGGACUCUAGGGGGGUUAAAACUUUCCCCGUUGAAUUGGAGGCCACUUUGUUGUCUGAUGAUCUGGGGGCAGGAGAACCUCUUCCUGUGUCCCUCCCAGCAAUAGUCUGCAAAGAGGACAAGGACUCCUGCAGGACAAGCAUGGAGGAAAAGACAGAUGUUUCCAAAGAUGAGUCCUUGGAGAAGGUUCCUGAUGGUGCUCCAGAACCCAUGGUGAAUUUAACAUUUGUGAAGAGUGACUCAUAUGAGAAAGGGAACGAUUUGAUGGUGGUGAACGUUUACCUAAAGGGCAUUUGCAGAGAGACAGCGAAGGUGCUAUUUCGAGAGCAGGACUUCACACUCAUCUUCCAGACCAGUGAUGCAACCUUUUUGCGGCUUCACCCCGACUGUGGACCAAACACUGUCUUCAAGUGGCAGGUGAAACUCAGGAACCUUAUUGACCCUGACCAGUCAGUCUAUGCUUUCACUCCAUCCCGCCUAGAUAUCACACUGAAGAAGAGGCACAGCCAGCGGUGGGGUGGCUUGGAGGCACCUGCAACACAAGGUGCAGUGGGUGGCGCCAAGGUUGCUGUGCCCUCUGGGCCCGCUUCUCUUGACAAGAGCCAGCCAGGGAGCAGCCAACAUCCUCUGCCUGCAAAGGAAGAGCCACGGGCAGGGGACAAGGAGAAACCUGUCCGCUCUGAGGAUGGUGGCUUGGACACUGUGGCUGCCCGUACUGUUGUUGAUCAUGUGCCCAUUAAGCAGGAGCCCCACGUUACCACACCCAAACCCAUGUGCAUGGUGCCACCAAUGACUCAUGCACCCCCUGCAAGCAAUGAACGUGCAGAGGAAGAGGAGGAAAAGAAGGUGUGUCUCCCAGGAUUCACUGGGCUUGUUAACUUGGGUAAUACCUGCUUCAUGAACAGUGUGAUCCAGUCCUUGUCCAACACACGUGAGCUGCGAGACUACUUCCACGAUCGAGCGUUUGAGGCAGAGAUCAAUUGCAGUAACCCAUUGGGCACAGGUGGCCGGCUGGCCAUUGGCUUUGCUGUACUGCUGCGUGCCCUGUGGAAAGGGACCCACCAUGCUUUCCAGCCUUCCAAACUCAAGGCCAUUGUGGCCAGUAAGGCCAGCCAGUUCACAGGGUAUGCCCAGCACGAUGCUCAGGAGUUCAUGGCCUUCCUACUUGAUGGGCUUCAUGAGGACCUUAACCGAAUCCAGAACAAGCCCUAUACUGAGACCGUGGACUCAGAUGGACGACAGGAUGAGGUGGUGGCAGAGGAAGCCUGGCAAAGACACAAAAUGAGGAAUGAUUCUUUCAUUGUAGACCUCUUCCAGGGGCAGUACAAGUCAAAGCUGGUCUGUCCCAUUUGCUCCAAGGUUUCUAUUACCUUUGACCCCUUCCUGUACCUACCAGUCCCUCUACCUCAAAAGCAGAAGGUGCUCACAGUCUUCUACUUUGCAAAGGAGCCUCAUCAGACCCCUAUCAAGUUCCUGGUGAGUGUCAGCAAGGAGAACUCCACCACGGCUGAAGUGCUGGAGUCCAUCUCUAGAAGUGUGCGUGUCAAACCAGAGAACCUGCGUCUGACUGAGGUCAGCAAGAGCCGUUUUCAACGGAUUUUUCACUCUUCCUACCCUCUGGACAAUGUCUCUCCUUCAGAUAUGCUUUUAUGUUUUGAAGUUCUCUCCAAAGAUCUGUCCAAGGAAAAGGUGGUAGUUCUCCAGGUCCAGCAGCGGCCGCAGGUCCCAAGUCUCCCAAUUGGCAAGUGCUCUGCAUGCCACAAGCCCCCACAGGGUGAGGAUGAGAAGCUCAGACGCUGCACCCGCUGCUACCGUGUGGGUUACUGCAACCAAAUCUGUCAGAAAAAUCACUGGCCAAUACACAAAAGUGUCUGUGGCCAGAACAUAGAGUUUGUGGGCCUCCCGUUUCUGAUCAGCGUCCCGGAAUCUCGUCUUACCUACACCCGACUCACUCAACUGCUUCAAGGCUACUCCAGGUACUCUGUGGAUGUAUUCCAGCCCCCUUGCCAAUCAGGCAGAUUGUCUCCAGAAACCAGUCAAAGCCGAGUAGGCCUUUCCUCAACAAUGUCAGAGAGUCUAGACAGUAGUGGUCAGGAGUACGACACUGGACACAAGCAGGAGCAGCAAAGCUCCAGUCCAUCUCUCAGUGCUCUCACAGAGGCACGGCAGGGAGCAGGAGACGCCAUAAGUGACCUGGACACCCUGUCAACCCGUACUGCUGACUCUGGUUUCUCAGAGCCUCAACUGGACUCCCAUAAUUCUCUGACAGAGAAGGAGACGACAUGUGAAAAAGCAGUGAAGCCAGAAGCUGCAGUGACAGGAUACCAGCAUCCCGGUCCUGAGUCCGCAUCUGGCCCAGCCUCCCAGUUCUACAUCUCCUUGCUCGAUGUCUCCAGGAAGGAGCAGAAGCUAGAAGAUAAAGGUGAUGGUGUUCUGGAUAUCCCAGAUGAUUCUAUCCUGGAGCUGGUGUGGAAAAACAAUGAGCGGAUGAAAGAAUACGUGCUGGUUAAGACCAAAGAGCUGGAGUUUGUGGAGGAUGCCAGCUCAGCCAGUGAGACAGCACGAGCCGGCCACUUCACAUUGGAACAGUGCCUCAAUCUCUUCACCAAGCCUGAGGUGCUAGCCCCAGAGGAGGCAUGGUACUGCCCCAAGUGCCAGCAGCAUAGAGAAGCUUCGAAGCAACUGAUGUUGUGGCGUCUGCCCAAUGUGCUUAUCAUCCAGCUCAAGCGCUUCUCCUUCCGCAGCUUCAUCUGGAGGGACAAAAUCAAUGACAUGGUGGAUUUCCCUGUCAGGAACCUCGAUCUCAGCAAGUUCUGCAUUGGGCAGAAGGACGACAUGCAGCACCCCCCUAUAUACGAUCUAUACGCUGUCAUUAACCACUAUGGGGGCAUGAUUGGAGGGCACUAUACUGCUUAUGCUAGGUUGCCCAAUGACAAGAACAGCCAGCGCAGUGAUGUUGGCUGGCGUCUCUUUGAUGACAGCACGGUGACCACAGUAGAAGAGAGCCAGGUGGUGACUCGCUACGCCUACGUCUUGUUCUACCGUCGCCGCAACUCUCCAGUGGAGCGGCCUGUGCGCCUGCCAAGCCCCCGUGGGGCAGAGUCCCCAACUGCAGCAGGAGCCACUGCAAGCCAGGCCUCUGAUCAGGCAAUGUUUGGACCAGACCUGGACCCUGAAGGACCUCCGCAGCUGACUCCGGAAGUGACUGCAGAGUUGUUCACCCACUCUGGAGACUGUGCUACCCCCUCAUACAGCAACAUGGAGGAAGUGGAUUAGCUCUUCAUGUCUAGCACUUGACAUUGGGGGUGACCAAUCACCAUUAACCUAGAAAGUUACUUCAAAAAAGACCCUUUCAUGCUUUCUAAUUUUGAGUGCAUUGAGAAGCAGCGUGUGUCCAGUGUUCACAAUGGAAAUUAGUGUGGUAUAUUGUAUGCACAAUGAAAAUGCUAACAUGCACGCACAUACACACGCACACAAGCAAAGUGUACAUUCAUACAAGUGUACAAACAUAAAUGCAUACCCCCGUUGCACUUCUCCGUUAACCGCUUUAUCUUGCUCGCAUUAAUGGCCUUGGGAUUGAUGUUCAGUAAAAUCCAGUGGAGGAUGUGUCAAGUCAGCAUAUAGAGGGACCUCUUCAGCUUUUAAGCUCUCUUCAUUUUCAUGGUCAGUGUCAACUUAUCCCCAUCCAUCCCCCUACCCCUCUAUCUACAAACAUACUGAUUUCAAGUUUUGGAAGGGAUGUUAUUUCUUGAUUUUAAUCAGCAUUUUUUUUUUGUUUGUUUUUGUGGAAUUGGCGGGGAGUUUUUGUGUGUGUGUAAAAGAUUCAUUGUGUAUUGUCAGGUGAUUUUUGGAUUGGGUGAGCAGCUUAAAAAACAAGGUUGUUGGUUGAAUUUUUUUUUUUUUUUUUAAUUUAUAAAACACAGAAAAGGGACGAGAUCACUCAGUCCUGCCCCGUUUUCCAGCCAGUCUGAGGGAGAGUUAUUCUUAGUUAAACCUCUGUGGAUGUGUCCAGUAACGGACAAAAGUUUUAAGCUUGAUAACACACUAAAAUGUGCAUGUUGACACAAUACCCUUUUAGUGCAAUGUGGUUACACUCUGCGUUGUUUUCAUUGUGUUCUAGAUGGACUGUCUUUGUAUUUUUUAACUUCCCCUCCCAGCCUUUUUUUUUUUCUUUUCUUUUUUUCUGUUGGACUGCAUAUACUUUGAGAGUUAUGAGAAUGCUGCUGUGAAUAAAGUAAAAAUGGGUAAUAUAAAUAAAUUUUUUUGAGAACA